GCUCAGCUCGAAACAUCGGUGGAAGUUUCCCGCAGACUACUGGAUAUUUGUCACCAUGAGGCAGCUUAUCGCAGGAAUUUUUCUCGUGGCCUUUCUCGCUAUUACAGCGAAUGCACAAACACUUGGAGAGGAAGACUCAAGCGUUGAUGUAGUGUUCGAGAGCGCGGCUCAAGAGGCCGUUCAUCUGAGUGAAAUUCUUCGCGACGUGGCGCAGACACUUGCUGACGACGAAGAUCUGAACUCUGAGACCAAUGAAUACUUUCUUCGUGCUAUUUGGAACAAAACAAUGGAAGCCGUGAAAAACGCCACAGAGAAGAUGAAGCAUUCUGUAAAAGGAGCAUACAAAGAAGCCAAGGAGCACCUCAAGAAAGCUGCCAUGGAAGCCCAGCAGAAGCUAAAGGAGAAGGCCGCUGAGAUUAUGUCUAAGUUGUUGAGCAAGGUUGCAGGUGACUAUGCCCUGACUGAUGCUCAAAGUGGGUUUACCUUUGUGAAGAAACUCAUUGACCUCGUCAAGGCAGCAGCCGAGCGACUUCACAUGGUGGGCAAGGCGUUGGAAAGCCUUCCGAAAUAAGUAUAAUAAAACUGCGAAGGAACGUAUUCUCUUCAAACAAA
Molecule: messenger RNA, 612 nt
Organism: Rhipicephalus sanguineus (brown dog tick)
Lineage: Eukaryota; Metazoa; Arthropoda; Arachnida; Ixodida; Ixodidae
Exons: 4
Coding region: 56-571 (171 amino acids)
Source: RefSeq, a predicted model, not a curated record